Molecule: messenger RNA, 2526 nt
Organism: Biomphalaria glabrata
Lineage: Eukaryota; Metazoa; Mollusca; Gastropoda; Planorbidae
Product: transcription cofactor vestigial-like protein 2
Exons: 5
Coding region: 192-998 (268 amino acids)
Biological process (GO): regulation of transcription by RNA polymerase II
Cellular component (GO): nucleus
Source: RefSeq, a predicted model, not a curated record
CAAAUGUCUGGAAUGGCAGGCUCGAGGUGGAAACGAACUUGUGGUAUUGGAAGGACGCUGCGCAUUAAGCCCGCCUUGCAGAUUGUUACGUUUGGAAUGAGCUAGCACAAUGACAGGAACGUGGAUGUAAAAGCUUCAGACUUGAACCACGCCGAACAGGACAACAUAAAGUGGAACAAUCUCACUCCAAGAUGAGCUGUGUGGAUUUUAUGUACCAGUUCUAUUCACCAUACUUUUCUUACAAAUCUACGGCAGACGACACGCAGAAAUAUGGGUCGCAGCCAUCAAUCUACGAUUCCGGCAUCACUGGGCCAGGCCCCAGCAACUUUUUGGACAACGGUCUUCUCCCGGAAAAGGAAAGUCGGGACCUUGACAAGUCGUCCCAGCCCAAGUCCACUCACUACUUGACCUCCAACUGUGUCCUGCUGACUUAUUUCAGCGGGGAGACGGCGGCGGUGGUGGACGAGCACUUCUCACGGGCCCUUAGUCAACCCAGCAGCUACACAAUAGACAAAACAUUACCCAACAAUAAACUGUACACCUCAAGAGCCGACACGCCACUGAUGUGCCACAGAAAACUUCCACCUUCCUUCUGGAACUCCAGCUACCAGCCUUCCUGCAGCAACAACAGCAACAGCUUCUCCUCCCUGGGCGCCGACGCCUACUUCCAGUCCUCCCUGUACAACCUUCACAAAACCUGGCCCUACCAUUACAGUCCACAGCCCCACAGCUACCCAGCUCACCAGAGUGCACUGGCCUACCCCGGCAUGGACACCCCAGGCAGGCUGACAUCUCACUAUGGGUCACUCAUGAUGCCAGGCCCGUCGCUGUCUGCUAGAAUGGGAGAAUCCAGACAUCACGGUCAGUACGAGUGGACCAAAUCGUCAGACACAUUCUCUGGCUACUACGGCAUGGGCCGUUUUGGUAGCGAAAUGGAGACUAGUUUACCAGGUUUAGAUCUACCUUUACAGCAAGCAAAGAAAGAACAUUAUUGGUGAAUUAACUGGAAUCCUAUUGUGAACCCUUUACAUUAUCACUAGUGAACCAUUGUAAACAUUACACACAGGAAGGAUUUUAACUCACUAGAGAAGGUAUCGAGACAGAACUGAUACAAUCCAUUUACUGAUCCGAUACAUCGACACUAGUGAGUUAUUUCGCCAAUUCACGGAGAAAUCAAAAGAGUUUGGUACAUUGCUCCAAAAAUUGUUAUCAGUGAAAGUGUUCUUAAAUCAAGGAACCCAGUCGUCCUUCGGAUAUUUUCUGUGUCUCCAGAAAACUUCGUUUCAAUCAAAAACCCCAAUGCUGGUGGAUGCCAUAUUAUAGAAUACACACUUAUUGGAUGUACGGCAGAUUGCAUAAAGAGCAUUCUGCAGCUCUAUGCAUAACGGUGAAUAGGUAUCUCUAUGUCUUCUGUGUCAGUGAAGAUGGGCCAUUACAAUGACAGGCCAGACCCAGCUUACGUCUGCUCAAGUUUCACAAUGCUCUGACAUGAUAUCAGGAACUUGGAUAGUUUACAAUUCUUUCUCGAAGCAUCUGGGAAGUUGACCAAAAAAGGCAGUGUAAUACAUUUGUACUCGUGAUAGAGAUCAUUUGAUUUGCUGGAUAGUAUGACAGUCUAUUGGAAAGAGUGGGUUUAACUGUGCGUCUGGUUGAUUGUUGGAUGAACUGUUUAAAUUGUUAAACUGUCUGGAAGUGAUUAAACGUUCUCUUUACCUCUCUCUUGAUCCCCAUCUCUCUCUAUUUAUGGUAAUAUUCACUUUCAUCUAUUCUCUUUAUUUUCUGAGACUUUUUGUCAGUCAUAAAAGAAGAAACUUUAAAACUCAAAAACAUAUUUUGAAAAAAUAACUUUAUUUUGUUAGCAUUAGUAUUGUAUCAUUACAAUCCUAUAGAUAAUCCAGUACAUAUUCUUUUGUUUACUUGUUAAUUUUCUUUAGAAAUACAGCUUGGUGAAGUCUCCUUUAUUUAACAGUUUGAAAGUGUCUAGGUCUAAGUCUAGGUCUAAGUCUAAGUCUAAGUCUAGGUCUAUGUCUAAGUCUAGGUCUAGGUCGACGAUGUCUUCAAUGUCUCUCGUUGGGCUUCCUUAGUCUUGAUGUCUUGUCAUGUCUUGACAAUAUUUUGAUUCAUCUUGAAACCAAAUGUUGAAACCAAAUGUUGAUCUUAAGCCAUCAUGUUCUAUUACCUGUCUAAUGCUGUAUGACCUAUGUAUGUUCAGCUGUCCAAUGUAUUUAAUAUUAAUGGUCUUAACGCUAUACUCUAACUACUGCCCCUGGAAAUGUUUGUACCAAUAAAUAAAUGGCAAUGUCUUCGAUUCCCAGUUGCGACCUGCACUUGUAUAAAAUGUAGAAUUAAAGAGACUUAAAAAAUGCUCUCCAUUUGAUUUGUUGUCAUGGAAAUGAGUGUAUCAUCAUGUGUUCUACGUCAAUUCCAGUGAACCUUGGUCAGUAUUAUAAUGUUAUUCAUGUAAAUAGUUAAUUCAAAUUUCUUGCCAUUACACAAUAAAGACUAAACUUGACUAAAGUAUUUUCA